GCAACUAUACUGCGCAUGCGCACUCCUAACGGCUUAGGCGUGCUCAGUCUCGCGCAGCUUGCCGAGGCACAGUCGGGGUUAUAGCAACAGAAAAGAUCAUCAUCAGACACAACGGGACGGCACAGAGAGGAACACUGUCGCACUUCAGUCUUUCUAUAACGUGGUCCACCACAACCUGAUUGAACAGUUCAGACCGAACACAUACACAGCACAGAGAUAUCUACUGAAGUUAACAUGCUAACGAGCUAGCUCCGGCCCGUACUGUCUACUUUGUCCCCCCACGAGGAGGAUGGCGGUGAAUGUCUACUCCACAUCUAUGACCAUAGAGAACCUAAGUCGUCAUGACAUGUUGGCAUGGGUCAACGACUCUCUACAGCUCAACUACACAAAGAUCGAGCAGCUCGGUUCAGGUUUUGCUUACUGUCAGUUCAUGGACAUGCUGUUUCCAGGGUGCAUAUUGUUGAAGAAAGUCAAAUUCAACGCUAAAUUGGAACAUGAAUACAUCCACAAUUUCAAGGUCUUACAGGCUUCAUUCAAGAGAAUGAGUGUGGACAAGAUCAUCCCUGUAGAGAGGCUGGUAAAGGGGAAGUUCCAGGACAACUUUGAGUUCCUUCAGUGGUUUAAGAAGUUUUUUGAUGCCAACUAUGAUGGGAAAGAAUACGACCCUGUACUGACACGGCAGGGCCAGGAGGGAACGCCACCUCCACCUAACCCAGGCCCCAUGAGAACAUCUCCCACAGUACCAAAGACUGUUCACGCCCCUCCGAGGCAAAUCAACUUAGCACCAGCCCGCAGGACCAUUCCCAUGGCCCGCAACGGAGGAGACGCUGAGCUCAUGGAGCUCAACCAGCAGGUGCUCGACCUGAAGCUGACUGUAGAGGGACUGGAGAAGGAGAGGGACUUCUACUUCGGAAAACUGAGGGACAUCGAGCUCAUCUGUCAGGAACACGAAAAUGAUAAUAGCCCAGCCCUCAGCAAAAUCAUGGAUACACUGUACGCUACAGAGGAGGGAUUUGCACCACCAGAGGACGAAGAUAUUGACGAAGGAGCACAAGGAGACCAGGACGAGUUCUGAACUCUUCUUCCUCUCUUUAUCACCUUCAUCAGCCUGCCCCCACUUCUUACCCUUUAAUCUACCCAAUCAUUAUUGUCAUAAUCCCCCCUUUAUUUGAUUUUUUUUUUACACUCCCCCUUUACUUCUCCCAUCUUGUCUGCGGCUGUACAUUUCCUUACUAGCAAAAGACACUAAACCCAGACCUGUCUGGACCCAGCAACCUG
Molecule: messenger RNA, 1278 nt
Organism: Micropterus dolomieu (smallmouth bass)
Lineage: Eukaryota; Metazoa; Chordata; Actinopteri; Centrarchiformes; Centrarchidae
Product: microtubule-associated protein RP/EB family member 3-like
Exons: 9
Coding region: 290-1075 (261 amino acids)
Biological process (GO): protein localization to microtubule plus-end; spindle assembly; regulation of microtubule polymerization or depolymerization
Cellular component (GO): cytoplasmic microtubule; microtubule organizing center; spindle midzone
Molecular function (GO): microtubule plus-end binding
Source: RefSeq, a predicted model, not a curated record